UGAGCUUCAAUCGAAAAAGGGGCAGGACAUUCGUGUUUUUUUUGUUUUUUGUUUUCCCAUCAAGGAGCCAAUAGAAAGGACGGGAUUGUAUUUUGGCGAGCGUCAAGCCCACCGCACCGGCGCUCGCUCCGCGGCUCCCUGACAUUGCGAGCGAGUGUGGAGGGGAGCGGGAAGCUAACGACGCAGUCAUGAAGGCGCAGCUGAGCUGAGGGCCUGCGGGUGACCUGGCAGCCGCGGGGGAGCUCGCCCAUCCGACGACCACGGAAAAUAUGACGAGUACGAGCUAAGCUACGAAUACCCGCCAGUGACGUCAGCCAUGUUCUGGAAGUUCGACUUGCACACGGCCUCUCACCUGGAGGCUCUGCUGGACAAGGAAGAUGUCACGCUCACUGAGCUCAUGGACGAGGAGGACGUCCUGCAGGAGUGCAAGGCCCAGAACCGGAGACUGCUCCUGUUCCUGUGUCAGGACCGGUGCAUGCAGGAGCUGGUCCAGAAAAUCACCACUGAGCCCCCUGCUGGGGGAGAGGAGACCAAGCGCUUUAAGUAUUCAAAUAUAGCAUGCGAGCUGUUGACAAGUGACGUGGGAGUGAUCAAUGACAAGCUGGGUAAUGAGGAGCCGCUGCUCGAGACUCUGUAUGCCUUCCUGGAGCAGCCGUCCCCACUUAACCCCCUCCUGGCAUCUUUCUUCAGCAAGACAAUUGGAAACCUUAUUGCGCGCAAGACGAAGCAGGUGAUCAGCUUCCUGCGGCGGAAGGACGAGUUCCUUUCUUUAGUUCUCAAGCAUAUCGAUACGUCGGCCAUGAUGGAUGUGCUGCUGCGACUUAUCAGCUGCGUGGAACCACCGCCUCUCCGGCUCGAGACGCUCACGUGGUUGAAUGAGGAGAAGUUGGCUCAGAGGCUGAUCGAGCUGAUUCACCCCGGGAGAGAUGAAGAGAGGCAGUCCAACGCAUCCCAGACACUGUGCGACAUCAUUCGUCUGAGUCGAGACCAAGCCAGCCAGCUCCAAGAGACGUCUCAGCCGGACCCCUUGUUAACUGUGCUGGAGUCGCAGCAGUGUGUGGAGCAAUUGUUGCAGAACAUGUUCUCCGGAGAAAGGACCGAGAGCUGCAUCAUCAACGGGAUUCAAGUUCUUCUCACGCUACUGGAGAUCAGAAGACCUGUGGUGGAUGGUGUUAUGGAUGCUCAAGGCUUUGAGAGAAGCUACACAGUCAACAGCAGCAUCCUUUUGGCCAUUCAGCCCCACCUGGUUCAUUUCCAUCAGCUACUUCUUGAGCCACCAAAGAGAAGUCCGAUGCUGACCAGCCUGGGUGUGCUAGAGGAACCAUUGGGGAACACGCGGCUUCACGUUGCCAGACUUGUGGCGUCUCUGCUUUAUACCAGCUCUGCCAGCCACGCAGUCGUAGCACAGGAACUCUGCCGACUUAAUACAAUGGACCUGCUCCUGGAGUUGUUUUUUAAGUAUGUUUGGAACAACUUUCUGCACCUGCAAGUGGAGCUCUGUGUGGCUGCCAUCCUGCGGCCCUGCGCUCACGAGGUCAGGCUGCAGCCUAGUUCGGGGUCCAAGGAUGCCGCACUGCCCUCUGAACUCUCACCCACUCCGGAAAACUCACCAUACAAUUUAAUGGUGACUCAUCUGUUCAAGCAUUGCCAGCUGAUCCAGAGGAUCCUGGAGGCCUGGGAACAAAACGACAGGACUCAGUUAGAGGGAGGCAUGAGGAGGGGGUACAUGGGUCACCUGACCAGGAUCGCCAAUACUGUUGUCCACAAUCUGGAGAAGGGGCCGGUACACAUCCAGAUCAGUAACUUAAUAAACGAGUUGCCAGACGACUACAGGCGGCGCUGGGAGACCUUUGUGGAGCAGACUCUUUCAGCAACCAACAGAAAAAACACCAUUGAUCUGAUUGGCAGUGGGAACCCCCGCCCUUCCUCUGAGGACGAGAUGGAGAGCCCCUUCCCAAAAGAGCUGACAGUGCAGCAGGCCUUUUCAGAUUAUCAGAUUCAGCAGAUGACUGCGAACUUUGUGGAUCAGUUCGGCUUCAAUGACGAGGAUUUCGCCGAUCAUGAGGACCGCAUCGGAGCCAAGUUUGACCGGAUAGCUGAGAUCAAUAUGGCCAUGCAUGUGCAGGACAGUCAGCCAAGCACGACUGUAUACGACUCUCGCUCCAUGGGCAAAAUUCAGGUCUUUGAUGAUGACGAUGAAGAAGACAUCUGGGAGGAGAACCAGACCAACUAUGCAACACAAACAAAAGCUCGUAACAGGUUUGGAGCCUCCCAGGCCGCCCCGAGACCAGCGGCGACCAAAUCCCGCCAAGAAGCAGCCGGUUACGACAGCGAAGACUCAGACUCUGAAGCGGAAGAGCUCAAAGAUGAACUGGAUCCUUUCUCAAGUCCAAUCCACACAGAUACAACAAAGAGCUGUGACUGGAUAGCAGAUUUUGGGGAGGUCAAUUCUAAGGCGCCUGCUGCUGGUGUUGGCUUUGCAGGCUGGGAAAGUUCUGCUGAUGAACCAGCUGCCACAGAAGCGGAGAAAGGCUGGGCCAAGUUCACAGACUUCCAGCCCUUCUGUUGCUCUGAAACUGGCCCACGGUGUAACUCUCCCGUGGACUCAGAACUGAACAAACCAAAUGUGAAUGCGUGUGUGUGGAAUGUCUGUGGGAGCAGGAAAGCUCCACUGGUGGCAUCAGAUGGCUCUUCCUCAAACAGCUCAGACAGCGAAGAAGAGACCAAAACGGGGUCUGUUUCCUCUGAGACAGUCACCAGUGGAGCAGCCAAGGAGACCACCCAGCUCACCGCAGAUGCAAAAAACGAGAAGGCACCUUCCACCAGUGGGGAAACUGCUGCGCCAGACACUGAAAGUGGAAGGGGAGAUGCUUCAAGUCCCAGUCCAAUCACCCAACCAGCCGCUGUCACACAAGAGAAGCAUCCCUGUGCCAAUGGACCUACCCAGUGAUGACCCACUCCUCACACUCAUCGUCCGGCUCACAGCUUUGCCUCCCUCUGUUCCUGUCACCGUCUCUUUGUCCUUCCUUUCCCUGAGGAAGUGAAAUGGAACAUCAUCAGUGUUGAGGUCAGACCUUCUGUCCGAGUCUCCCGGUCCACAAGCACACACAGAGACACAUGAAGACAUAUUGUGUAGGAAAGUAGUUUCACCCACCUAACAUUGUUUUAUAAGUGAGGAAAACAAAAGAAAAAAGUGCCAAAUUGCUCUUUUACUUUUAAAGAAAACUACAAAGCCAAAGUAUGCCAUGUACUAAAUAUGAACUAAAACUGAACAUAAAAUAUAACAAAAGUAAACUUCAUUUCUCUGCAUACUGUCACUCAGCAAGCAAGAUUCUAUCUACCCAAACAUGACUAAAGAUGUCACGAAAAGACUGGUUCACUAACAUGAAUGAAGCAUAAAGCUUAACCUGAAAUCAGUGACUCAAGAGACACUUUUUUUAUGUAUUGGCCUGCUCCACUAACUCCAAGUGCCAUCGUGAUUGCACAAGUACCCAUCAUCAACAGCCCUCCAUCCGUGAUUUAUUUGUAUAUCUCGAGAGGAAAUCUCACACAUGAUGUCACACUUCCUUCUGAUGGACCCAUGUAGAUUAGACAAGUGUUGGUCUGUUGUGUCCUUAUAUGUAGAUGACGUGCCUGUUUCCAUAUUUGUGCGACUGAGCUCUGUCUUAAGGUACAGGGCCUAUUCUCAGGUCAAAGGUGAGGUAUGCAGACGUUCAAAGAAAGCACACGCACAGUUUGACACACACACACACACGUGCUGUAUCACACGGCUAUAUAUAUAAUAAUAAUACCUGUGCAAAAACACAGACUUAGAGCUGUUUAAAUGUAACAUUGUGAAAUUUGAAUCUGUACUAGGUCGUGGCUAAUCUUGGUGACAUGAAUACAUAACAUACAUGUAAACAAGUAUAUACAAAUCACCAUAUAUAUCUAUAUUUUUUAAACCCAAUGUAAGAAACAUUGUAUUUAGCAGCUUCCAACGUGUGUGUUGAAAAGACGCAAUAAUAAUUUGAGUUUUUGUUACUAUCCCAGCAUCAGUUCUAGAUUGGGAAUGAUCAGAAGUCGGCAGCACGUCUUCCAUUUAGCGUCAUUGUUUAUGAAAUCUUGCUUUGUUGGGAGACUUAUUUAAACGUUUUUAUCAGGGUUUUUUUUUUUCGAUUAUUUUUUAAGCUUGUUUACGGCGAUUUUACCUCUUGAUUAUUUUUGUGCUGCUAUUUUUUAAAGCACUGACUAUAUAGAAGAAGUGAUCUAAACAGUGACUUCAGGGUUUUGAGUUCUUAGUUGCACUAAAUGUGGAGGAAGGAACCUCAAACGUCAUCGGUCAAAUCGCUCUCAAACAUACCAGUUUAAUAUACUGAGAAUCAUCGAGUUGCACUUGGGAGGAGGAGCGAUUGUGGUUUGGUUGCUUAAAUGAAGGGAACUGUAAUGUCAUGAAAUACAUAUAUAUACAAAUAUAAAUACAUUAACGUGGAAGUUUUGCACCUUUGAGUCACUUUGUUUGAUAUUUAACUAAAAGGAAAAGCAAAAUGCUCGAUUGCACUUUUAUGUAUUUCCAAAGCGAUGUGGAAAAUUUGCUGAGUAAUAGUUUCUGCCUGAGGGCACACUCACCAGAAAACACUUUAAACAUGAAAAGUCCUAGAAGUGAAGUCUCUUUGUUGUGUCUUCUUGCUGUUUUUCCCCCAAUCACACGACCACAUGUAUUGACACACAACCCAGUCCGGAGUGACCGCAUUGAUGUCAGAUGUGGUCAGGAUCCUUCCCAUGCAGCAGAAUGUCACCACCUCCUUUUAUCGUCCCCAGAAAUUUGGUUUGUACAGUCGCUACGGAACCGUUGUCACGUUUGUCGUCAGUAAAACAUUAGCUUUUCGUACGUUUUAGGUGCAAACUGACUCACUAUUUUGUGUGUUACUGUUGUUCAGCUCGAUUAGUAACUGAAGUGUAAUAUCUGUCACAGUAGAAAAGAGACACUUGAGGUUGCGGUCUUGGAAGAAAUACAGGAUACUAAUGUAUGUGUGGUGUGUUGAAACAAACUAGUGAAAUUCAUUUAGACAAAUGUUUUCAUCGCACAUGAUGACAUCGGAGUGAAAGAUGACAAACUUGCAAAUCAAUAACAUCAAAAUCUCUCAUUGAGAAAAUAAGUGCUGGGGUGAAUCAUGAAAAUAGGAUUCUGGACUAAUAUUCUGGACACACUUUGUUUUGACUGGCCGCCGAUGAUGAUGAUGAUGAUGAUGUUGAAAGCGCAUGCUUCUGUAAUAGGCGAGUGAGUAAACAUGGUGAGGCUGGUCUAGUGUGAGUGUGCCCUCAGUCUUCCUCAGGGCAGAGAUGGACAAAUGCGAAUGCUGUUUUUUUUUUUUUUUUACUUUUUAUGGUCUAAUAUAGACGAUAAUAUCUGCUAAGUGAAUAUAAUUUACUGCUUUAAGAAUUGCAUUUGUCACAUAACAGAUGUAUCAAUCUCACAGAAGAAAACAACGUAGUUUGGAGUCAGGUUCCAGAGAGAAAACAGAGAUGUCUCCUCAAGAGUCAGAAAGUGUUUGCGUCUCUUUUGCCAAAACAGCUGAUGUCCAUGUGCCCGGUCCGUUUCCAUCUCCACGUGUGUGUUCAAUGUUCCACUGCACAUUAGGUCUGCACGAUAUCGUGAAAACAUGUGAGCACUUAACAUGAACAUAGUGUUCACCUCAAGUUUGGCACUUUGGUUCUAGUCACUUUUAAAAAACAUGAAAAUGGAUUUCACCCUUAAUGCGCAUUAACAAUCUGUUAUUAACCUUUCUGAAUGGCAUCCACCUUCAUAUUGAGACUGUAGAUACAUCAUUUUGUUAUUAUUUUUUUGUCUCUUCCUCUCACUGAAUGUCACUGUGAUGCUUCUGGUGUUGCUGAUAAGUUGAGGAGAGCACAGUCUCCAGACACACUGGUAACACGGGAAUUAUCGUGCAGCCCUAAUGGCAAGAAGCGCACACCAUCUCAAAGUGCUCUACAGUGCGAGAGGUGCAAAGAAACACCCUUGAGAUGUCCGAUCCUAUCAGUGGUUACAUAUGAUCCGACUCUUAAUGUUUCCGCACCUCUGCUUAUUAAAAGUCUCUAAAUGGGUCAUGCAUCUCAUGGCUUUGUUGAAAAUGCCUUUUUGUGAACUGAUGCUGGUGUUUUCAGGAGAUUGUUUUCAUUUAGAAUGUACUGUGUAUGUUACCUACUGUCAAGUUAGCUAGUACAUUGAAAUCUGAACCCAAUAAAUAAAUAAAUAAAUAUA
This is a messenger RNA of Synchiropus splendidus (mandarinfish), 6238 nucleotides long. RefSeq names its product protein phosphatase 6, regulatory subunit 2b (gene ppp6r2b). The record is from RefSeq and is a predicted model, not a curated record. Gene Ontology annotation, cellular component: nucleus; cytosol. Bases 317 to 2950 code for a protein of 877 amino acids. Gene Ontology annotation, molecular function: protein phosphatase regulator activity; protein phosphatase binding. Lineage: Eukaryota; Metazoa; Chordata; Actinopteri; Syngnathiformes; Callionymidae. The transcript is spliced from 25 exons.